Messenger RNA from Benincasa hispida (wax gourd), 955 nucleotides. RefSeq names its product acyl-acyl carrier protein thioesterase TE3, chloroplastic-like. Gene Ontology annotation, cellular component: chloroplast. The record is from RefSeq and is a predicted model, not a curated record. Gene Ontology annotation, molecular function: fatty acyl-[ACP] hydrolase activity. NCBI's taxonomy places the organism in Eukaryota, Viridiplantae, Streptophyta, Magnoliopsida, Cucurbitales, Cucurbitaceae.
UCACCGAUAAAUCCGGCUGACAGUACGAUUCCCAUUCUCGACAGAUCCGUCGACGACAGCACAAGAAACCGCCCAAUGUUCCAGGCUUCCAUUUUUCCGAUUCCGUCACCGCCUCCGAUCUUCCAUAACAACACUUCAGGACUCCCAAUUUCUCCAUCAGUUUUCUUCCCCAUCAGCCGGCCGUCGACAUCGUUACACCUACGAUCACCCCCAGUAACGAGAAGCUCCAUCACUUCUUCUUUUGAUCUCAAACCCGGCAAAGGGAUGGAUGGUUUCCUAGAUAUUGAACUCAAAGUUCGUGAUUAUGAGCUGGAUCAAUUCGGUGUUGUGAACAAUGCUGUUUAUGCAAGUUAUUGCCAACAUGGUCGUCAUGAACUGCUGGAAAGUAUAGGCCUCAGUCCUGAUGCAGUUGCUCGUGAUGGAGAUGCAUUAGCUUUAUCAGAAUUGUCUUUGAAGUUCCUUGCACCACUUAGAACUGGAGACAGAUUUGUUGUUAAGGUGAGGAUCUCAGGCACAUCAGCUGCUCGCUUCUACUUUGAUCAUUUCAUUUUCAAGCUUCCAAAUAUGGAGCCAAUCUUGGAGGCAAAGGGUACAGCAGUUUGGCUUAAUAAAAGUUAUCGCCCAGUGCGUAUCCCACAAGAAUUUCUAUCCAAAUUUGCUCAAUUUGUUCGGGAUCACGAGUCGAAGUGAUCUACUUUGAGGUGAUUUAGUAUCUUCUAGAGAAGGCCAAAGGAGGUACUUUGCUUUAGCCUGAGAGAACACAAUGGAGAAAAUAUCUGAUUCAUAUACUAAAAUAUAUGCUAAUGAAUUCUUGCUUUUUCUCAUACACUCAUACCACAACUACUCAAACAGUGGUACAUAUAUACACAACAUCACUGAUUUGCAUUGGUUUUGCUGUAGUAAAAAGUAUAGAGAAACGUUCUUACUGAACAAGAUCUAUUCUAAUACCUUCGUA